UAAACUUUAAAUUUGGUAGCCAAACGGAACCGUGUGACGCCUCUUCCUGACAACUGCGUUCCAGGCCAGCCUCUUUUGUGUUUGCACUACUUUGUGACAUGUUCUGAUUUUAUUUGGACUUGUUUCGUCAUGGAGAUUUCAUUUGAAGGCAAACACGCUCUGGUCACCGGAGCAGGAAAAGGGAUUGGCAGGGCCACGGCUUUGUCUCUGGCGCGUUACGGUGCAAUUGUCACAGCGGUCACCCGGACGCAGUCCGACCUGGACAGUCUGGUGCACGAGUGUCCAUCCAUCAUCCCUGUGUGUGUUGACUUGGCAGACUGGGGGGCCACAGAUGCCGCCCUCAAAAACAUCGGUCCCAUUGAUCUACUCAUCAAUAAUGCUGCAUGUGCCACACUCCAGCCAUUUCUUGAGGUCACACCUGACCAAUUUGACCAGUCCUUCACUGUGAAUGUGAAAGCGGUGCUGCAUGUGUCCCAGGUCGUGGCACGUGGGAUGAUAGCCAGAAGAUCAGGAGGCUCCAUCGUCAAUGUGUCUAGCCAGGCGUCGCAAUGUGCCCUCAAAAACCAUACUGUGUACUGUGCCACGAAAGGAGCCCUGGACAUGUUGACCAAAGUCAUGGCUCUGGAGCUGGGACCCCAUCAGAUUCGCGUGAACAGCGUGAACCCCACCGUGGUGAUGACGGAAAUGGGCCGUCGAGGUUGGAGCGACUCGGAGAAAGCGAAGACCAUGACAUCCCGCAUCCCGCUGGGCCGCUUUGCAGAGGUGGAUGAGGUGGUGAACAGUAUUUUGUUCCUGCUGAGUGAUAAGAGCACAAUGACAAAUGGAGUGUCCCUCCCAGUGGACGGAGGGUUCCUGGCCUGUUAAACCAGCACAACAUCACCGUCAACAUUUCAGCAGUCGUCUGUUUGGUUUCUCGUCAACAUUAUAUUUAGUCUUUCACGUCAAUUGUAGUUCUGGUUAAUGUACACUUAUUUGUAUCCAUAUCUUUGUCUAUGUAGGCUGUGCUGAGUGCGUGAAAGCCUGCGAUUGAAGUUUCUGUGAGACAUGUUUUACUUUCAAAACGUUAUUUCCAUCUUUUUUUUUUAAAUCAAUCAACGGACUUGAUUCUUUUACACUGUGUGUUGGUUGUGUUGCCACAAGUGACUAUAAAACUGUCUGACAACUGUUUCAGUUGAAAAAGCAUGCUCGCUUCCCAAGUCUUGCCUCGUCUAAAUUUACUCAUUUUCCUUCAUUACCGUAUCGUGUAGUCAAGCGCUGUGGCUGUGCAACAGUCCGGCUGUAUUUCUGGCAACCACAGAUUCACAUUGGCUCUGCGUGCUUUUCAAAAUAAAAGUUAUUUUACAUGCAACGCUUUCAAUCUGUUCGCACUUAUUGGGGGAAAUACGAAUGUGAUUUAAAAACAAUCUAAUCAUGACAUUAUAAAUAUAAGGCUCAGUUCAAAUAAAUCAAUAAAUAACUAUCCAAGUACAGUAUAUGCGCUUGCAGUUUGUUGUCGUGUCAAACUUCUUUGGAACAUAUUUGAAAAUUGAUUGAUUCCAUCAUGGCGGUUAAUGAAGUCAUCCUACUUUAGCUCCACCCCUUUGUAUAUUACUAAAUGUGAAUUCAAUCAAUGAUCCAGUAGUAGUGAAAAAGCUAAUCACUCUUUCAUCAGUAAUGUUGAAACACCAAUCCGGACUAUUGUAACCUAAUGUAAAUAAAGACAAACCCAGGAACCAAAUUGAUGAUUAAAAAAAAAAAAAAAAUCAAUUGGCAGAAAUGUCCCCUGCUGUCAGAUAACUUAAACAACAUGCUGCUGCAAUUGUCCAUAUCUACGUACUUUUUAUUCCAUUUUCUUUGAUGAUUCACAUGUAAUGUCUCGUGUGUCGAAUAAAUCAGGACAAAAAGAAAAAAGCCGGACGUACAUAUACAUUUGUAUUUCGUAUUCCAAAAAAUUGAAAUAUUUAACCCCGCAGACGUGAAGUAAUAAAAAUUUAAAAAUGAGACACAGUUGGAACAAGUAUACAAUUCAUCUUACAUUACAUACAUACAUGGCCAAUGCUUUUCAACCUCUCCUAAGAAUUACAGUGUGUCAAAUAACCAGAGAACUCCCAUGCAGUAGUAGAUUAGGAAUUGGUGCUGUAUUACUUCGACACCUUAUCUAGGCAGGACAACACAACAUUAUCAACCACAUAGUUUGCUAUGCCAGCCAAAAAAAUACAAAAAAAAAAACAAAAACAAAAACAGUAAAACAAAC
This is a messenger RNA of Hippocampus comes (tiger tail seahorse), 2233 nucleotides long. RefSeq names its product dicarbonyl/L-xylulose reductase (gene dcxr). Gene Ontology annotation, biological process: xylulose metabolic process; glucose metabolic process. The transcript has 9 exons. Bases 130 to 864 code for a protein of 244 amino acids. Gene Ontology annotation, molecular function: L-xylulose reductase (NADPH) activity; carbonyl reductase (NADPH) activity. NCBI's taxonomy places the organism in Eukaryota, Metazoa, Chordata, Actinopteri, Syngnathiformes, Syngnathidae. The record is from RefSeq and is a predicted model, not a curated record.